Messenger RNA from Talaromyces rugulosus, 2094 nucleotides. RefSeq lists its product as uncharacterized. NCBI's taxonomy places the organism in Eukaryota, Fungi, Ascomycota, Eurotiomycetes, Eurotiales, Trichocomaceae. Gene Ontology annotation, molecular function: DNA binding; DNA-binding transcription factor activity, RNA polymerase II-specific; zinc ion binding. The record is from RefSeq and is a predicted model, not a curated record. Gene Ontology annotation, biological process: regulation of DNA-templated transcription; DNA-templated transcription. Bases 1 to 2094 code for a protein of 697 amino acids. The transcript is spliced from 4 exons.
AUGCCUCUUCCAGAACUAGGCGACAGCUUGAAAAGCUACUCGUGCUUGACCUGUCGCCAGCGCAAAGUCAGAUGCGAUCGUCGCACGCCCUGCUCUAAUUGCACCAAGGCAGAAAAGCAAUGCAGUUUUGUUCCUCCAGUUCGGGGCAAACGGAAAAUAACAAAGCCGCCGAGAGAAGGCCUCCAUGCGAAACUGAAACGAUACGAAGAGCUGUUGCGCUCAUAUGGCGUCAAAGUCGAACCGUCUGAGGAUGGGGAAGAAUCAGAGUCCGAAGUCGCAUCACAGCUUGAUACUGAGAUGAACGAUGCCGUCGAACCUCAAAGCAAACCACUCGAGAUUGACGAGGCCAAUCCAAAGCUCAUAACCAAAGAGGGCAGCUCGAGAUAUUUUGAUAGUGCACCGUGGUCAAAGUUAGGUGAAGAAUUUCAACAUCCGGAGGUAGGAGACAUUGGUGAGCCAAUGGCAGAGUCAAAUGCUCAAGAAAGUGGCAUUUUUUUCGAGCCUGAAAGUAAUUACAAAUUGGAAAACUUGUCGAGCCUCCACCCUUCGUUCCAGACCCUACCGAGAUUAAGAGAAAUAUAUGCCGAUCGAGUGGACCCUUGGAUUAAGAUCCUGCAUCUUCCGACUUUUUGGGCUGUGUUAACGGAGGGGCUGCGACAUCCUUACGACAUGCCUAAAAGCGUGGAGGCGGCAAUAUUUGCUUUCUAUCUCGCUACUGUUAGCGCUCUAUCAGAAGAUGAGUGUCAAGAAGUAUUUGGGACACAGAAAGCGGUUAUGUAUUCUCGUUAUAGGGCUGCGACUCGCCAAGCGUUGGUGAAUGCUGGAUUCUUAUCAACAUCUAGCCCGAUGACUCUUCGGGCAUAUAGUCUCUUCAUAAUGAGCGUUAGAAAAAGUUAUCGAGUCGAUACCCUGUUUAUUUUGUCAGGAGUCGCUAUAAGACUUGCACGCAAAAUGGGGCUUCACCGAGAUGGCACGUCUCUUGGACUAUCUGCGUUUGAUACAGAAAUGCGGAGGCGACUUUGGUGGUAUCUUGUUCAUGUGGACUUUCGCACUGCUGACGUGCUAGGCACCCGGCCUUCUAUGGACCUUUCUUCAGGCGACACCAAAGUACCCCUGAAUGUCGAGGAUGAGGAUCUCGACCCAGAUAUGGUGGAUCUGCCAUCAGAGAGAACCGGAAUUACCUCAAUAACUCUCUGUUUGAUUCAGUGCGAAACUAUGGAGACUCUCCGUAGAUUCUCCACGGCUUCUGGCGAUGUCCGUUGGGAAGUUCUCUUUAGCCCAGACGUGAGCGUCGCCAAGAAGGAAAUCAUCAUUAAUCAGAUUGAAGAUCAUCUUGAAAGGAAAUAUUUGCGGUACUGCGACCCGUCGGAAUCGCUUCAUACCAUGGCGUCGAUCAUGAUCAGGUCGUCAAUAUGCAAGAUGAAGCUUUUUGCUCAUAGCCGUCGACAGUUCGCCAAAAUCACCGCCGAAACUUCACAGCGCGAGCGCAACAUAGUGUUUGAAAAUGCUACCAAACUAUUAGAAUAUAUAGCUUUGCUGAAGGGAGGCCAACAUGGGUUGGAGAAGUACAUGUGGCAGAUUGGGACAAGUUAUCUCUGGAACACGAUUCUUUACGUGCUUAUCGAAACCCGACACCGCAAAACAGGGCCCGAAGUAGACCGAUCCUGGCGAUUGAUUGGAGCAGUCCUAUCACACUACCCCCAGGUGUUCGAAAAAUCCACCGGGGCUGUAUACACUGCCCUGGGCAAAUGGAUUCUAGAAGUCUGGGAUCAUUAUGUCGCUGCUUCAAAGGCAGAAGGCCUCUCAGAACCAUCAACCCCUGAAUACGUCAGUGCGAUCCGUCGGUGUCGGAGACCAGAAAUGGAUGUUUCACCUUCAGACAAUCCAGUGUUAGAUGCCAGACCUACCACGGAGGGUUCGCUCAGCUACGGCAGUGUCUCAUCUCAGAAAUAUGAGCCAAAUCUGCCUGAUUUGGCACCAUUCGAAUCCUAUGAUUUUCCGGAUCUCCUCUCCUUUGAGAUGAACCCGAAUGAUUGGGAGCAAUGGGAGCAGCUGAUUGCAAAGCACGAAUUCGCUCACGUUGACGGCAUGUAA